This is a messenger RNA of Bolinopsis microptera, 1933 nucleotides long. Its product is annotated as integrator complex subunit 11-like. The transcript has 3 exons. Bases 3 to 1787 code for a protein of 594 amino acids. NCBI's taxonomy places the organism in Eukaryota, Metazoa, Ctenophora, Tentaculata, Lobata, Bolinopsidae. Gene Ontology annotation, molecular function: RNA endonuclease activity. Gene Ontology annotation, biological process: snRNA processing. The record is from RefSeq and is a predicted model, not a curated record. Gene Ontology annotation, cellular component: nucleus.
ACAUGACAUCAGAUAUAAAGAUAGUACCACUUGGGGCGGGCCAGGAUGUGGGUCGAAGUUGUGUGCUUGUCUCGAUGGGCGGAAAGAAUAUAAUGUUUGAUUGUGGGAUGCAUAUGGGAUAUCAGGACGAGAGAAGGUUCCCAGAUUUCUCCUACAUUUGCCAGCCUGGCGGAGCUACAGAUGUCAUAGAUUGCCUGAUAAUAUCUCACUUUCAUCUCGACCACUGUGGUUCUUUGCCUUAUUUCACCGAGAAAUUUGGGUAUAAUGGCCCUCUUAUCAUGACAGCCCCUACUCGGGCCAUAGCUCCUAUAUUGCUGGAAGAUUACCGGAAAAUAACUGUCGACAGGUACGGAGAGACAGACUUCUUCACGACCCCACAAAUAAAGCAAUGUAUUAAGAAAGUAAGGACGAUAAGGGUUCACGAAACGAUACAAGUCGACAAGGAUAUCAGUGUCAAGUGUUACUACGCAGGUCACGUGUUAGGAGCAGGAAUGUUCCUGGUAAAAGUGGGGAACCAAUCAGUUCUCUACACGGGGGACUACAACAUGACACCAGACCGGCAUUUGGGUUGUGCCUGGGUAGACCGGUGUAAUCCGACUGUUCUUAUUUCUGAGUCCACUUACGCUACCACUAUACGCGACUCCAAGAGAUGUCGUGAACGAGACUUUCUGAAGAAAGUUUACAAUUGUGUCGAGGCUGGUGGGAAAGUGCUGAUUCCAGUAUUUGCUUUGGGUCGAGCUCAGGAACUUUGUAUUCUUGUCGAGGAGUUUUGGGAGAGAAUGAACUUGAAGGUUCCAGUAUUCUUUUGUCACGGUUUGACUGAGAAAGCUACAAAUUACUACAAACUUUUUAUCACGUGGACGAAUGAGAAGAUUAAAUCUUCGUUUGUUAACCGGAACAUGUUCGAUUUCAAGCACAUUUCAGCCUUUGACCGGUCCUACAUGAAUAACCCGGGUCCAAUGGUGGUGUUCGCUACUCCUGGUAUGCUGCAUUCUGGCAUGUCCCUCAGUAUCUUCAAAGCCUGGUGUCACGAAGCUAAGAACAUGAUUAUCAUGCCUGGCUAUUGUGUGGCAGGUACUAUGGGUCACAAACUUCUAAAUGGCUCAAGAAAGGUUGAUACAGAUAAAGGGCCGAUAACUGUCAACAUGACGGUCGAGUAUUUAUCGUUCAGUGCCCACGCUGAUGCAAAAGGAAUUCUCCAACUCAUUAAAAAUUGUCAGCCUAAAAAUGUCGUUUUAGUUCACGGAGAGGAGAGAAAAAUGACAUUUUUAAUGGAAAAAAUAACGGAUCAGUUCGAGAUACCGUCGUUUAAACCCGCUAACGGAGAACAGAUAAACAUUCCUUGUCAGCCCCAAGUCUCCGCUACCAUGUCAAAAGAAACAUUCAAAACAGUGCGUAGUGCUGGGAAUCAGUUUGAAGGAAUGGUGGUUCGGAAGAACAACCAACUCGUCCUCUUAUCAAAAGAGGAAGCAGUCCAGCAGCUCGGUCUUAAACCUCAUACCCUCAAUCUCAACUACAAACUCUGUCUAUCAGGACUAAAUCUAGAAGGUUCCGUGAUCAUGGAGAGACUUCACUCUCAGCUGUCCUCCAUUAUAUCAGACCAGAAAUUAGGUACGUUUAAGCGGCAGCAUGACGGUACACUAAACUUGAAUUCAGUUCACAUCACGUGCCGAACAGAGGGAGGGAGGUCUGUUAUCCAUGUAUCCUGGAAUGUAGAGGAUGAACCCAUUGGCAAGGCUGUGUCAGAAAUUUUAGAGGAGUGUGGCGAGGACCUUAUCACGAACUAAGCUUUAAAUGAAGAUAAUUUAUUGUAAACUUCGCUUUUUAAAAUUUCUUGAUUGCUUAUUUUCAUAGAAUUUUUAUCUUUGCAGAUCAAACUAAAUCUGACACAAAUCUUAUUUAUUUUACCAUCCACUUUAUUCUAAUAUUGAUA